AUGCGUCUUACAUACUCACUCUUCGCGUCUGUCGCGCUCGCCUCGUUAUCGUUUACACCGGAGGAAGACAUCACGCCUAUACCCGACGAAGAAUGGGAUCAUAUAAUCCGCGGCGCAAGUAUUGGCGGAGCAGCAUAUGCGAACGAAGUACACCCGAGCUACAUCUCGGACUAUCAGCUGCGAGCAAAAGAGUUGGAUCCAGGAACACUUGGAGUCGAUACCGUAAAGCAGUAUAGCGGCUACCUAGACGAUGUUCAAGACGACAAGCACAUCUUCUUUUGGUUCUUUGAAUCGCGCAACGAUCCGAAAAACGACCCGGUUCUAAUCUGGCUUAAUGGCGGCCCUGGAUGCUCGUCGCUAAUCGGCCUCUUUGAUUCACUCGGCCCCUCACGAAUCCCUGACAAGAGCCAUAAGCCUGUGAGAAAUGCACACUCUUGGAAUAACAAUGCAUCUGUUAUUUUCAUCGAACAGCCUGUCAACACUGGCUUCUCAUACAGCAAAAACCACAUCAAGUCGAGCGUCGCCGCGGCCAAAGACAUGGCUGCCUUCCUGGACCUGUUCUUCACCAAGUUUAAGCAAUACAGUACGCAGCCGUUCCACAUUGCCGGGCAAUCCUACGCAGGCCACUGGAUCCCUGCGCUCGGUCACGAAAUUGUCACCAAAAACUACACCAACAUCAAUCUCAAGAGUCUGCUGAUUGGCAACGGUCUCACAGACUGUCUGUCGCAGUACCGACACUUUGCUCCGAUGGCCUGCGGCAAGGGCGGCCAUCCUGCGGUGCUUGGUGCCGGAGACUGCAAAGCCAUGGAAGAGGGUGUUGCAAAGUGCGAGCCGUAUAUUCAAAAGUGCUACGACUCACUUACUGAGUCGGCAUGCUCAGAGGCUACCAAAGUGUGCAACAAUGCCGUGUUCCCCAUCUACGGCCGGUCUGGGAGAUCGCACUACGAUGUUCGAGUCCGAUCGGGCGACGAGUACAAGGGCUAUGCACCCGAGUGGCUGAACAAGGCUGAGGUUAAAAAAGCACUUGGUGUCGAAUCAAACCGCCGAUACGAGCGCUGCAAUGGCGGUGUGUAUCAAGAGGUCGUGGGAAGUGGUGACUGGAUGCAGCCGCGCCACCGUGUGAUCCCAGAAAUAUUGACCAAGAUUCCUGUUCUUGCAUACUCGGGCGAUGCUGAUUUUAUUUGCGCAUGGCUCGGUAAUCAGGCUUGGACAGCUGCUCUUGAGUGGCCUGGUAAGCAGGCGUUUAACGAAGCAAAGUUGACGCCCAUCAAUUUGAACGGCAAGGAGUACGGCAAGGUCAAGCACGCCAAGAGGCUUGCCUUUAUGCAAGUGUAUAACGCUGGGCACUCAGUUGCUCAGAGUCAGCCUGAAGCAGGUUUGGAUUUCGUAAAUCGCUGGAUGAAGGGUGAAUGGCAAACAUAG
Messenger RNA from [Torrubiella] hemipterigena, 1422 nucleotides. The record is from the annotation of a GenBank genome assembly. NCBI's taxonomy places the organism in Eukaryota, Fungi, Ascomycota, Sordariomycetes, Hypocreales, Clavicipitaceae.